CUCUGCUAGAAAGCGAAUUACAGCAAAUCGCUCUCUCUAUCAUCAGAAUUCUGAACAAAAAUGGAUGGGCAUGACGGUGAUAAUACAAAACAGAGCACUGCUGAUAUGACUGUGUUUGUCCAGAAUCUUCUACAGCAAAUGCAAACCAGAUUCCAGACAAUGUCUGAAUCAAUCAUCUCAAAAAAUAUCGAGAUGGGAAACCGGAUUGAUGAACUUGAACAGAGCAUCAACGAUUUGAGGGGUGAAAUGGGUCAAGAUGGUGCUCCAUCACCUUCAGCAUCUUUGAAACCAAAAGAGGAUGCGAAGCCAGCAGAUGAUUCUAGUGCAUAAGCAAGCAAUGAUACUCCAAGUUG
Solanum verrucosum is the source of this 353-nucleotide messenger RNA. RefSeq names its product heat shock factor-binding protein. Gene Ontology annotation, molecular function: transcription corepressor activity. Gene Ontology annotation, biological process: cellular heat acclimation. The transcript has 6 exons. The coding region runs from base 61 to 330 and encodes 89 amino acids. The record is from RefSeq and is a predicted model, not a curated record. Gene Ontology annotation, cellular component: cytosol; nucleus. NCBI's taxonomy places the organism in Eukaryota, Viridiplantae, Streptophyta, Magnoliopsida, Solanales, Solanaceae.